UCGUGACAACCGGUUAUAUUUCCUCCGACAUAAACCUUAUAAGAAAGCCCCUUGGAAACACGCAUUACAACACCGAGCCACGACUUUCAUAAUUCCCUUAACCUUGCACACCCCAUCUCGUAGAGUUUCCGCCAAGAUCGUACAACCCCGAUAUGUCCGAAAAGUAUAACCUAAACAUUGGAAGUACAUAAACACAGUGCGACCCACUGCUUCAACAUGUUCACCGUUACAAACUACGUCACUUUCGUUAUCAUCCAUUCGUUUCUCGAGAAAAAGAAAAAAAAGGAGGAAAAAACAAUCUCUUAAACCCCUUCAGCCAACAUGUGGAUCCGAGAUCUAGGCUCCGUCCUCUACAUCUUAGGACGAGUAUCGUUCGUAGACCCCUCCAUAGAACAAGCUAUGCGCCCAGAACUCCAACUGAUCCCACCACAGAUGGUACACCGUCCCCAUGGAAGCAGCGGACGACUCCCUCCGCCCCGGCGGCAACAGCAGCUCCCACCUCACCAUCGACCCCAGCGACCAAUUCGCCACCUUCUCCGGCUAUCUCGACAGCAAAGCCUUAGGCGGUAGCGGUUUCGCCUCGCAACGCACCAAGGGAGAUCUCAACCUCGAUUUGUCAUCCUACAACGGCCUCUCGAUCUCAGUCCGGGAGUCGGAUGGCAAGAAUUAUACGGUUACGCUGAAGGAUGAGUUGCCUGUGAAUGCGAGCGAGUCGAGCUUGUUGUAUGCGGUUUCGUUUGUGGGCGUGGGGGUUUGGCAGUUUGAUUGGGAGGAGUUUGUUCCGACGGUGAGGGGACGGGUGCAGACGGGUGCGCCGCCGUUGAAUACGAAGAGUGUGAAGCAGUUGAGUUUGAUGAUUAGGAGUUAUUUUGGGCAGCAGGAGGGGGAUUUUUGGACCAAGUUUAAUUGUAUUGCGGCGUAUAAAAGGAAAGACAUAGAAGUAUAGUAUAGGGAUGAAAUCUGUAAAAGGAAUAGGAUGUAGAUUAUAGGAUAUAAUGUUACCUAAGGUUUAUAUAAGUGAUUACGGUCUAGAAUCAUAGGUAAGAUAUCCGGUAUUUAUAAAGGGUAGAAUACUUCUAAGCGAAAACUAAAUAUAAUCCUAUAAGAGUUUUUCUAGCGAGGGAGGGUUUCUUUUUUAAAAGAGGGCUUUACUAAAACGUUAUUUAUAGUUAGUUAUACUAUACCUUUAAAUCUAGUCGAAAACGUAUAUAUUAAAAUAAGAAUAAAUUACUUUAGUUAAUUAAUUAGUAACUAACUAAAUUGUAAUUAAUUAUAUUUAAAUUAGAUUAGAACCUUAAGGUAAUUGAAAUAAAUUAAUUAGAAUAACAGUAUAUAUUUUAAAGUACUAGUAAUAUAUCUAGAGAAUCUUUUAAAAAACUAACGAAGAAAUAAAAUAAAAGAAAAAACCUUAUAAAUCUUAUUAUAACUUAGUUUUUAAAAGUAUUUAAAGGCUUUAAUUUUACUUAGUAUUUUAUUUUCUUUUUACUUUAUAAAAUAUCCCUAGUAGCUUUAUUAAAGAACCUUUUACCAGAAGUUAAAAUAGCUUAGAUUUAUAAAUACUUCUUUAUUAAAAUAAAUAAAACUAAAUAAUUAAGCUUAUUAACUAACUAUUAUGCUAAAGCUAAAGUUAUAAGCUUUAUAAGUAUAAAAAGGAAAGAAAAGUUCUUAUAAAAAAGCUUAUAGAGCUACUUAUAUCUUUAUUAACCCUUUAUUCUUUAAAGUAUUUAUUUAACUUAUUUACUUUCUACUUUUCUUUCUUUAUAUAAAGGUUACUUAUUUUAUACUCUCUAUUUCUAUUAGAAGUACUAAUGUUAUUUUCUUAUAAAGGUAACUUUAUAUUCCUUAGAUUAAGCUUUAAACUAGUAAAAUAAUAAAAUAUUACUUGGUUUAUAUAAUAUUAAAAGAUUUAAGUUAAAUAAAAAGAUUUAUCUUAAGUACUUUUAUUUAAAAGCCUUAUAUAUAUUCCCUCUAAACCUUAUGAAAACCUUUAUUCUCUUUAGAUUAUUUCGCUUAACCCUAGAAUUAAAUAAAAGAGCCAUAUAAAGAGUUUUAUGUCACGAAUCACGUGUUAGCAUGUGACGAGUGAAGACCAGGCGGCGUCCUGACAGGUUAAGCACUAUCAUGCUCUUAUAGCGAAUAGGGAUCGGCUAGACUAGCUAAGCGAUCCAAGGAUAUCAUUUGUAUGUAGUCACGUGAUGGAUAUUGGGAUCUUGAGGAUCCCAAGAUCCAGGCAAAGGAUCUGGGGGAUCCCCAGAUCCACGGGGACGAAGGUUCUAUAUAAGACUGGCACGUCUGCCAUUAGAUAGGAGCUUCGUGCUCAACUUAGUUAUCAAUCUUAUCAUAUUAGUUUGACAUCUUUGAUACAAGUAACGAGUUAACUUCCAAGUGAACAACCCGAUAGUCUUCUUCUUAUCAUAGCAUACCAACCAGCGAAUACCCAGCCAAGUUUAGUUAGCCAGUAUGAGUAUUCGUUACAUUUUAUUCUUUAAAAUAAAAGCUUUUUAUUUUAGAAAGUACUUUUUAAGCUUAACUAUACCUUUAUCUAUAGUAUUUAUAAGAGUUCUUUUCUUUUAUUUAUUCUAAAUUAGUUUUUAUUAUUAAAAAAGAAAAAAGAAA
Messenger RNA from Hymenoscyphus albidus, 2616 nucleotides. The record is from the annotation of a GenBank genome assembly. Lineage: Eukaryota; Fungi; Ascomycota; Leotiomycetes; Helotiales; Helotiaceae.